Molecule: messenger RNA, 3195 nt
Organism: Talaromyces amestolkiae
Lineage: Eukaryota; Fungi; Ascomycota; Eurotiomycetes; Eurotiales; Trichocomaceae
Exons: 3
Coding region: 1-3195 (1064 amino acids)
Molecular function (GO): protein binding
Source: RefSeq, a predicted model, not a curated record
AUGGAAUACAACGUGGGGAUGUACGAGCCGUUGUACUGGUCCUUUGAUGCAUAUCCUAGUGUGGUUCCUCGUGUGAGGGUUCGAGGCGUAAUGGCUCUCUUCCUGGCGGGCACCAUUCUGUGGGCCCUGGUUUGGCUUUUGUACCGGGCAUGGCAAGUUUGUCAAACUCCGAACGAAAUCCUUGUCGACAAGCUCGGUCUAGAUAUCCCUCCGUCGCCUGAGGUUACUCUGGAGGAGAUUUCGGCGCGAGAAAUUCACAUCGCCUGGAAACAUCCCGACUUUCAUCACUCAGUCAGCAAACAUAUCAUUCAAGUCAAUAGUGCAAAAGUUGGCGAGACUAAACGAGCGGAAACUGCUGUCACAAUUGGAAAUCUGAUUCCUGGUCAUAUUUAUCAUAUUUGCGUCUUUGCCGUGAGCGCCGCCAAUUUUCAAACUGCCAGUACCGUCCUUCAUGUUCGUACGAAGCCGCUACCUUUAUCGCAGACUCAGCAGGAUGGAAACGUUGAAGGUCCCACGAUCCACGCAUCGGUCCCACGCUCGACGCUUGCGCUUUCGGCUCCAUCGGCCCCGAUUAUGGCAAGAGAACAUAGUUCCGGUUAUUCGCAGAGCAAGCGUUCUGGAGGAAAGAAAGGCUCGUCAGCAACAAAUUUAGUCGAUGACGACCUGCAUCGUGCUUCCGAUGACCACAACGGAACCCUGGAACGCCUUGCGGAGCGCCUGAAAAGUCUUCAGCAGGAACACGAGAACAUGGAUAAACAGCUUGCCGAGGAAGAUGAUGAACACAAUGCGAUUCAGAAGGAACUGGAGAAACAACGCGAUGAACUUAAACAACGUGUAAAGGAGAAAGACGAGGCGAGUGGUGACCUAAAGAAACACGUCAACAAGUUGGAAAGCGUCAACCGCACCGUUCAAAGCGAAAAGUCAAAACGAGAAAGGUUGCUCCAGCAGAAAGAAGCAGAGCGGAAGAAGCGCAAGGACGACAUCGUUCGAUGGCAAGAGCAAAUCGCGCAGAUAAACAAGGACUUGGCACGCGCGCAAGAGGAGAAAGAGAAGAUUGAGCAGGAUGCUACAAAACAGGCCAACGAAAUGCGAGAGAAAAUCGCCACUGAACAAACCAUCAUCAAGGAUAUAGACGAUGAAAUCCAAGAGAAAGGUGGCCGCAUCAAAAAGCUGGAAGAUGAGAGACAGAGACUCGAAGGAGGCGACAACGAGGACGGCAAGGAACUGGACCGUAUCGACAUUGAAAAGGCUCGCCAGUGGGAGAAUCGUCUCAACCAUCUUCACACUAGAUACGCUACACUCGUUAAUUUACAUGUGCAAGCGCAGCAGCAAUAUCAAGAGGCCCAGGAACGGUUGAAAUGGUUGACAGACCAAAGAGUUAAUGGUACAGGUCCAUUCGCAGCAUUGCAGACACUCGACUUGGACAUGUCACAGUCUUCUAUGCGCAGGUCUCGACAUCGCAGUUCGUUGACAAGUAAUGUUUCUUCGCCCAUUCCCUUUCCGCAAGUGGAGACUGCAUUCUCACGAAGCACAAACUACAAUCCAGCGAGCAACUCCCCGACUUUUCCUCCCACUACUGCCUUUUUCAACAUUAAUAAUGGCAUGACAUUAGCCGGUCUUGCAGACAGGGGUGAAGCUCUUCCCACGGAAUCCGAGGCGUCAUUACCGCCCAUGAGUCCUCGUGCUGAUGCGCUAUUACCGUCCGACCUACUCGGCGAUGAGGAAUCUCCUGAGCUGCCUGAACCCGUUGUUGAACCAACUAUUCCCGAUGAUGAUGGAGCAGCGGGUCCCUCUCUCGAUCAGCAGCCUCGGUCACCUUCUCCAGUUCCGUCUGAUUCUAUGUCUUCGCGAUUCUUUGCAAGCCCUCAUGACAGCUUGAGAGAUACCGACCUAAAUAUCCCAACCAGCGAGAGAAUGUCACCCGACGAUGCAGCUAACGUACAAUCUGCGUCUCGCCGACUUUCUGGAUUGUUCAACUUUCAUAGGCAGCGCGGAAAGACUAUGGUUGACGGGCCAAUGCUUGGAAGUCUCAAAUCUGGACAGAGUCGUUCUUUUCCACGGAACUAUGAUGAAAUCGAUCCGAUUGGGGCCCGUCGCCGUCGUCUUACCCAUGCUACGAAUUGGGCAAAUCCAAUGUCUUACUUUCCUCGGAGCAGUGCGACUCAAGUGACGGCUGAUAGCUCCUCAGACCAUACGCCGUCUAAGAGAAGUGCAUUUGCCAAUAUAUUUUCUGCGGGGAAGAACAGCUCUACCGAUGUACUUAAGGCGGAUCAGGGAUACAACCAAUUCAGCCCUAGGCACGAUCCUAUUGAUCCUUCGUCUAUCCUUGGUCCUAUUCGACGAAGUUCUUUGUCGCCUCGACCGUCAUCUACAUUCUCCUUUGACAAGCAACUUCCACAUCCUUCAACUGAACCGUUCGGUUGGCCGUCUAGUGAUAACAAGAGAGGCUCUCUAGCGGCUUUUGAUUGGGCGUCUCCCUCGACGUGGUCGCGUGGUCCAUCUCGAAGACCAUCGAUCCAGUAUGGUUCAUCUAGCCAUUUACCGCUUGGAAUGUCUCCUGGAGAACCGGAUUUCUUGCAUGCGCCACACGACAAGCAUCGACCACUCCAGGCCCCAAUUGGUACCAGGCCGUCCUCGUCUCAUAGGCCUGGCACUCCGAAGCUGAAUCCAGCUGCGCCGACUUUCAAGACUUUGUUUAAGAAAGACAAGGGAGGAACUGUGUACAGGGAAUUCGCGUCGAGAUCCGAGGAGUUUGACUUCCGCCCGGAAGACGAGUCGCCUCCAACAUCUAGCCGUUCCAAGGACUCACAUGCACUUUCUGGCGCUGCCGAAUCUCUUGAGUCACUGGACCUUGUUCCGUCCAGCAGCCCCUCCGAUACCUUCGGAACGAAGGAAUCUUUUAUCCAGAAGAUAACUCGCAAGGGCAGCUCUAGCAAGUUCAACCUUUCGUGGAAGGACAGAGGAGGCAUAUUCUCCAAGAAAUAUGAAUCAUCUCAGGGUGAUGCUGAUGAAGAAGACGAGGUGCAACUAGGCAAGAGCGUGGAGAGCGUCAUCUCCAAUACCCCGUCCGCAGACAAGUCCAGUAUUCGAAGCAGUCGAGGCUUUUUCAGCAGGAAAUCCAAAAAGGACAAACACUCUGUAGAGGCCAGCGAGAAGGCUAGUGAGACUGGGGAUGAAGAGAUAAUCGAGGAGUAA